AUGUUUGGGAUCUGGAAUUCCCAACAGGUUGUUCAGGUGCAGGUAAUGAAUCUUAUGAAUUCGUUUUUGCAGAAUGGAUUGGAUCAAUUCAAUGCAGCACACAUGAUACCACUGGUGAUUGACAAGCAAUGGAUGAAGAAGGAUUCAUACACAACAGGGAGCCCUAUGGACCUCAACAUUGAACAGAUACCACUCCUUGAAAUUGAUGAGACUAUUGCUACCAAAAAUUGGAGCAUCCCUGCUGCUGGUGGCCAGCACUGUAUGUGUGCGCUUAAAGCCUGGCAUGAGAAGAAGAAGACACAAUUGAAUGAGCUGGAGUUGUUGAUCAAACAAUUGAAGAAGCAGGAUAUGGAGGAGGCAACUGAGGAAGAUAUUGGGGAACUCAACAAAUAUAUCAAGGAGAUGGAUGGCAUCAAGGGUCUUUUGGGAUAUGGAGGACAGUGGCUGGUUAUGAUAUACAGUAAAGAGGCCCUUGUAUUGGGUCACAAGUGGUACAAUAUCCCUCAUGCUGGUGUCAAUGCUGGUCCCAUAGGCAAGCAGAUGGAGCUCCUCUCCCAAGACUAUGUAUUCAAGUUGAUGUUGUUCAUGAACUCAGCAUCUAUGCAUUACAUCCAUUCCCUGAUAUUCGACCUCAAUAAAUUGCAUGCAAUGAUGAUGAGCCCAGGGGGAGGGAUCAUUGCUUAUGUGAUGUCCACCCUCAAAGAGAAGCUUGCUCUGUGUUUCAACACUGUCAAAUUCACCAUUGCAGAAUUCACAGAUCUCGACAAGAAGGCGAGCAAGUGUGCUGUGUCUUCUGAGAAAGAACAAGCCCAUGACCAUCUCCAGUCCAUACUUGACACCUUGAGGAGGGCCUUGCCUCUGCACCAGGCAAUUGUACCACAAGUCUGGGAUGUCAUUGAUGCAGUCUUCACAGGCCAUCUUUUUGCUGACUCAGAGACUGUGGAGGAGAUCACACAGAUAGAUGAGGAUAUAUCAUUAUAUGAGGAUGAUGUGAAGAAGGCGAUUCAGAUGUCCCCAGCAAAGAUAAGUCUGCUCCUCAGUGAAUGGUGUUCAGAUGAACCAUUAUACCUCUUCCCCCUCCCAUCCUAUCGUCUCAUCAAGGCCAUGAACAACCACCUUCUCAGGAUUAAUGGUGCAUUGCUUGAAUGUGCAUCAUGGUGGUUACUGUUCAUCCACCAUGACAAGGUCCAUCCACAGGACUGGUCUCCUGGAUCUGCAAGUGCAGACAUGGUUAGGGCAGUGUUGGCACACAGGUCACCGAAGAUGGAUGGGUGUGUUUCAGCCAUCAAUGAGAUUGUUGCUAUGAUCUUCUUGCAAUAUGCUACAUUCUUGCAGAUGGAAGACUCUCUCACAUACAAAGGGCUGUUCCACCAUCAGCUUACCCAGAACAAAUUACUCUUGAUCUUCUGUCAACUCAAGCAGGACAAUGACAAGGACUCGCAUCCCAAGGGUAAAGGAAAGGCGAAGGUGAAGGCAGAGGACAAUGAGGGAGAUGAAGAUGGAGGACAGGAGGACAGGCAAGUUGGAGAUGAUGGCGAUGAUGACAAGGGUUCUGGUAGAGACAUGUCUGAGGCAUGUGAUGGAGGUGAGCCAGAAAAUGCUGAUGGGAAGAUCACAAGAGAGCAGUGGGUGGACAGGAGAGCUCAUGCGAAGGAGGAGGCAGCUGCCCACCAUCAACUUCUUGCGAAGGAGGCUGAGACUGCCAUCAUGUAUCUCAGUGCUGUGGAGAAGCCUCUGAAGAUCACUCCGAAGGAUUUUGGCAUCCCCACUGACCAUCUGUCCAAACUCCCUUCCCAUGCACCAAAGAAUAUAUUUCAUGGUCAGGAAUUCAUCAUACAUCAUACCUACAAGUGGGCAAACCAGCUCCCCAACUCCAAGAAAUGA
Messenger RNA from Pisolithus orientalis, 1884 nucleotides. RefSeq lists its product as uncharacterized. Lineage: Eukaryota; Fungi; Basidiomycota; Agaricomycetes; Boletales; Pisolithaceae. The record is from RefSeq and is a predicted model, not a curated record. The transcript has 6 exons. Bases 1 to 1884 code for a protein of 627 amino acids.